Molecule: messenger RNA, 1038 nt
Organism: Ostertagia ostertagi
Lineage: Eukaryota; Metazoa; Nematoda; Chromadorea; Rhabditida; Trichostrongylidae
Source: the annotation of a GenBank genome assembly
AUGCUUGCUGCAAGUCAAGGACAGUUGGAUGCCGUGGAUUUACUCACCAAAAAUGGAGCCUAUAUCGAUUGUAUUGAUUCGGAUGGUCGGACGGCAUUCCAGUUGGCGGCCAUCCAUGGACAUCUUCCUGUUGUGGAUAUUCUUCUGGCACUCGGAGCUGACGAAGCUCAUAAGGACAACGAUGGCGCCGUCGCGCUACAUUACGCGGUAGCUCACGGCGACGUCACCCUCUGCAAGGCUUUAGCCACUUCGGUUACGGUGCGUGCCACAGAUCGAGCCGGGAAUCAUCCGCUAAUCAACGCUUGUCAAGGCGACAACGAAGAGGUAGUCCAGGAGCUGAUAAACCUGGGUGCCGACGUGGAACAGCUAUCGUUGAACGGUCAGAGCGCAUUACGGGUAGCCGCGCUGUCCGGCAACACAAAGAUUGUUCGACUGCUGGCUGAACAUAUUACUGACUGGGAACAGCAGGAUAUGGAUGGAACUCCACUUGUACAUACACUACUAAUUAACAAGCAGACGGCUAUGGCAGAACUACUGCUGACCCUUGGAGCGUUCAUCUCAGCCAGAGACGCGCAUGGACGGACAUGUGCUCACGUGGUAUGCGCCAUAAACGACAUGUGUGGUGCUCGAAUGCUUCGUCGACUCGCGGCAUCGUUCGAAGCAGUGGAUUCUGGUGGUCGUACCCCGUUACUGACGGCCGUCUGGAAUUGCCAUCUGGAAAUGGCCGCCUAUCUUCUCGAAACUGUCGGCGUUAAUCCGAACGCCGUCGAUGAGCAGGGAGCUUCAGCCUUGUCGGUAGCUGCACAGCAGGGAAAUCGAGAACUGGUAGUGCUGCUACUGCGAAUGGGCGCUGAAACCGUCGUUGAAAGAUCUCGCAGGUCGAACGGCAUUGGACGUGGCCACUAUUCAGCAAGCGGCUCAGCUGACUCGUCGGGAUUUGGCAGUGUGCCGAAUUCGCCGUUGGAUUUCAGGUCGUUGGGCCGAAAGUCGCUGAGGAAAUCGCAAAAGCUGGCGGUCAACCAGUCCACGACUGCUUAA